Molecule: messenger RNA, 1320 nt
Organism: Rhinolophus ferrumequinum (greater horseshoe bat)
Lineage: Eukaryota; Metazoa; Chordata; Mammalia; Chiroptera; Rhinolophidae
Gene: AMBN
Product: ameloblastin
Exons: 11
Coding region: 1-1320 (439 amino acids)
Biological process (GO): odontogenesis of dentin-containing tooth
Molecular function (GO): structural constituent of tooth enamel
Source: RefSeq, a predicted model, not a curated record
AUGGAUACUUUUUCCGGCCAACAGUCUAUGAGGUGCCCUGAUUCCAAAGCUCUGCCCAAUGCAGACCUUUAUGGAAUGAUCCCAGUUUUCAAAAUGAAAGACCUGAUACUGAUCUUGUGCCUCCUGGAACUGAGUUCUGCAGUGCCGAUGUUUCCUCAGCAACCUGGAACACCAGGCAUGGCUAGUUUGAGCCUGGAGACCAUGAGGCAGUUGGGCACCUUGCAGGGAUUAAACAUGCUUUCUCAGUAUUCAAGAUUUGGCUUUGGAAAAUCAUUUAAUUCUUUGUGGAUGCAUGGUCUCCUCCCACCACGUUCCUCUUUCCCAUGGAUGAGACCAAGGGAACAUGAAACUCAACAGUAUGAAUAUUCUUUGCCUGUACAUCCCCCACCUCUCCCAUCGCAGCCAUCUCUGCAGCCUCAACAUCCAGGACAGAAACAUUUCCUCCAGCCCACCAUUGUAACCGCCAUCCAGGACACAGCCCAGAAAGGAGGACCUCAGCCUCCGGUUUAUCAGGGACAGCCGCCCUUGCAGCAAGCAGAGGGGCCAGUGAUUCAACAGCAGGUGGCACCAUCAGAUAAGCCACCAAAGGAGGAGCUACCAGGAAUGGAUUUUGCUGGUCCACAAGUUCCAUCAAUCUUCUCAAUAGCCCGUUUGAUAUCUCGGGGACCAAUGCCACAAAAUAAACCAUCUCCACUUUAUCCAGGAAUGUUUUACAUGUCCUACGGAGCAAAUCAAUUGAAUGCUCCUGCCAGACUUGGCAUCAUGAGCUCAGAAGAAAUGGCGGGAGGCAGAGGAGGCCCCAUGGCCUAUGGAGCCAUGUUCCCAGGAUUUGGAGGCAUGCGACCCAGCCUUGGAGGGAUGCCCCACCAUCCGGGCAUGGGCGGGGACUUUACUCUGGAAUUUGACUCCCCAGUCGCUGGAACCAAAGGUCCUGAGAAGGGAGAAGGAGGUGCGCAAGGCUCCCCCAUGCCAGAGGCCAACCUAGCCAAUCCAGAAAACCCAGCUCUGCUUCCAGAGGUAGCGCCUGCUUCCCUCGGAGGGCUUCUUGCUCUCCCUAAGGGCAGUGUUUUGGGCCUGGCAAGGGGCCCUGCAGGACAGAGCAGGGGACCCCCCAGGGUCACCCCAGCAGCCAUUGACCCACUGAUGACCCCUGGAUUAGCUGAUGCUUAUGAGACCUAUGGUGCUGAUAUAACGACACCCCUGGGAGAAACGACUGUGGAUACCACAGUGACCCCAGACACUCAGCAAACAUUGAUGCCAGGAAACAAGGCCCAGCAGCCCCAGAUUAUGCAUGAUGUGUGGCAUUUCCAAGAGCCCUGA